CUAUAAUGACUCGUCAAUUUUCCAGAUGAGCGAUGAAACAAAUUUUUAAUUGAUGGUGUAAACUCCCAAACCAACAAUCCUUGUCAAUUUCUAAUUGCGUCCAUAACUAUCAUAUAUAUAUUUGGGCAUCUGUCGACAAUCCAUAAACGGAUUGAAUUGACUUAGGACAGGGCCAAAAAUUAAGGGAAAAUGAGGACCCGAACCGAACCAAAAGCAUAUUUGGUUCAUUUGGUUAGACUCGACUCGACCCGACCCAAAUUCAAUUUAUGUUUCUUCAUACUUAAGAUUACUUAUAGAUGAUAGAACCAAAAUCGAAUCAAAACAUUCAAACUAAUCUGAUUCAAUCCAAAUAUCAAUUGGGUACGACUUGAUCGGGAUAAACAAGAUAGUUGACCACCCCUAACUGUAUAUGUGAUCCGAUAGAACAAAAUAACCACCUAAAUAUCCACUUUUAGCAUUUUGGGAUUUUUUAUUAGAGAAAUUUGAGAUCUUUUUCUUGUAUUAUGUGUUGACUUUCUUUAUUUCAUAUUUGGGAUCCUGCUCAAAGAAUAUUGAUUACCCAUCCUACAAGGUAGGUCCCUUCAAGAUCCCAAUGUGAUGACUUGGCAAGAUCUUAGUGGUGCAGGUGGAUCUACCCAUGUCAUUAGCCAGGGAACGGCUACGGUGCUAAUUGUACAAUAGUUAACACCGUCCUAACCAAGGGAAAAACUACUACUAGUUUGAAUUAGUAGUGAUUUAGUUUGGAUGUUUUAUUGAUUUUAUAAUAAUCCGUAGUGAUUUCGUUAUUUUUAGUAGCGUUUUUGCUAGUUAUCACGGUGCUAACUACUAUAAGAUUUAGCACCUAAUUCCAUCCCCAUUAGCCAUGAUGAAACAGGUAGCCAGUUAGGAGAGAGAGAGAGAGCCCAAUGCUUUCUUUCUCCAGCACUCACUUUGCUUGUAAUUUCAAGUUUUCAACUGCCUAAAAAGGAACAAAAUUUAGAGAUAAAAAACGGACAAUUCUUACCAAAAUUUUAAAAAAUGAAAAAGGGUACAUAUGAAAAAUCGAAGUGUCACACAGAACAACAGAAGUAACAGAGAAAACGAUUAGAAAUCAGAGAGAAAAAAAAAAGAAGAAAAAUUCUGCCCCCAAAUUGAGAGAGAGAGAGGGAGAGUGGGAAGUAAUGCGAGAGAUGAAGAAACCCGGCGGAGCAGACAAGAAAAGGGUUCGAAGAUCGUCGGCAGCGGUGCAGAACGGGGGCCGAGAUCCCAGCUCCGAUACUCCGCCUAGGAAACAGGCUGCAAAGAAAGAUGUCUUCCAGUUGUUUGCUGAGAAGGUGAGGGACCACAAAGAGCUGGUCUCCCGUUGGGCUGUCCUUCAGGAAACUCGCGUGGAAUAUUUCAGGGGGAAGGACUUUGUAAACUUUCUGAAAAAUCAUCCAGAGGUGAAGGAGAUACUGGAAUCAGAAAAGAACUUGGAGGUCGAAGAAAUCGCCGACGUUUUAUUGAGUAAAAACCUCUUGGUGCGUUGUGAUCGGGUGGUGAAAACUAUUCGUCCUGGGAAGAAAAAGUUGUCAACAUGGCCAGCACAUUUAGAGAUAUUCCCUGAUCAAGUGUUCUCGGAUAAUGAUGCUUUCUUCGCAUGGGCGUUUGUGAAACGAAGGCCACUUUGGCAAACACUUCUCUCGUUUUUCUGGCCCGUCUUGACUCUAGCAAUAUGUUUGUUUCCUGUAUAUCCACACCGGUGCAAGCUUCUGAUUCUCUACUCAUGUGCGGGUGUCCUUUUGCUCAUUCUCUCCCUCCUUUUGUUGAGAGCCACGGUAUUUGGUACUCUAUAUAUCCUUCUAGGAAAACGAGUUUGGUUCUUCCCUAAUAUCCUUGCUGAGGAAGCUACAUUGAGCGAGUUAUUCCGGUUCUGGCCCCAAAAGGACGAGGAGGAACGCCCUAAGUGGACAACGAGGCUUUUGUAUACUCUUGUUGCUGUGUCAGUUAUAUUGCUGCUGAGACAUCAUGCACCUGAUGAGGCAGCAAGACUUAGGUAUCAGAAGAGGAUGUCCAACAUUAUCGAUGACGUGCUUGAGUGGUCUCCAAGGCUAGCGUUAUCCGGGUUCAUGGAUAAGCCACAAGAUGUAGCUAAUGUGACUGAUUCUGGAAGCAAUUAUGCAGACGGUAGUGGUGAAGCACAACCGGAGAAUACACAUCCGGUUGAGGAUUCUGGUGAGGGAGAUGAAGCUGUGGUGGAGAGUAAUGAGGAAGAUGUAGGAAGUUAUGAAGAAGACAGCAGCAGUCAUGGUGAACAGAAGGAUAAUCAUAUAUAAGAUAAUAAAAAAGAAAAGGUUCAUAGCAAGCAGGUCAUAAUACAGUAGUAGUUUGCUUUGCCUUUGUCUGGGUUUUCAGGAUCCUUGAUUUUGAGUGUUAGAACCUUGUAAUUUCAACAGCAAAAAAUAAUGCUUUGGUUGUCACUAGGAUGUGUAAUAGCUAUACAUAUAGAAUUCCGAGGAUGAUAGUAGCCAAAGUUGUGGAGUUGAACUCGACUUUUGGUUCCUAAUCUUGAAGAUUUUGAUUAAAAAUCACAUUCCCAAUUCCAGAAAUACUUACAUGCUGGACCAAAAUUCUUAGGCUGGUAGACCUAUGGAAUCAGUUCAAUAUUAUAUGAUUCAGUUACUCUUCUUCAAGAUUUAAUUCAGAAAUGCUUACGGCUGGAUCAGAAUUCUUAGGCUUCUUCGAGUUUUAAUUCAGUUCUAUGUCGAUUUGGGUCGAUUCAAUUUGCUUCUGAGUUGGACAAAACCAUGCUUAUACUAUUUGACCCCAAUUCUUGAUCGAACAAACCUGACUCUGACCAUGCCUAUCUCACCACACCAAUAUAUAUUAUAUAUGCAAUCAAACUCCCAAAUGAAGCCAGAAACAGAAAAAGUUUUGAUUGUUGUAGCAAAACAUGACUGAUAGUUUCCUUCCACAUAAAACUUUUAACUAUCU
Molecule: messenger RNA, 2952 nt
Organism: Linum trigynum
Lineage: Eukaryota; Viridiplantae; Streptophyta; Magnoliopsida; Malpighiales; Linaceae
Source: the annotation of a GenBank genome assembly